Tricharina praecox is the source of this 518-nucleotide messenger RNA. RefSeq lists its product as uncharacterized. Bases 125 to 358 code for a protein of 77 amino acids. The transcript has a single exon. NCBI's taxonomy places the organism in Eukaryota, Fungi, Ascomycota, Pezizomycetes, Pezizales, Pyronemataceae. The record is from RefSeq and is a predicted model, not a curated record.
UGGCUGGCUGGCUGGGGGGGACGGCGGGCGAGUGAGCGAGUAGGCUUUCUGUGGGUGGGAUUGGAAUGCUUAACCACAUAUGCCUUUCUAAUGGGUGAGCUGCCGCUCUCACUCGCCCGCUUUGAUGCCCCUCCGCCCCGUGUGGCAUGUCCUCCUGCUGGUGGGUAGUAAGUACCAGACAUGUACACUCAUAGCCUACCCUCUGCACUAUGCUAGAGUAGAGUACUUUGUACGUUGUUAUUGUUGUUGUUGCGCGAUAGGAGUGGUGGAGCAUCAUCAUUGGCGGGGAUCGGGGGAAAAGCAGAGAUGCGGAUGCCCAUCCAUCAUGGGGAAGAGGGAAGGCAGCAUAGUACCGUAGUGGAGCGCUACGAUGCGUGGUUUCGAAAUAUCUUACGCCGUAAGUAUGUAGACUACUGUGAGGAUUAAAGAUUAGGCAAGGGAGUAGAUACAUUCAGAGUUUUUUGGGGGGAUGGAGCCAUACACAAUCUUCCAAUCCAAUGCCAAUGCACCCUCCCCCC